Microthlaspi erraticum is the source of this 2145-nucleotide messenger RNA. NCBI's taxonomy places the organism in Eukaryota, Viridiplantae, Streptophyta, Magnoliopsida, Brassicales, Brassicaceae. The record is from the annotation of a GenBank genome assembly.
AUGGCUUCUUCUUCGUCUCACAUCAAGAGAUACCACGUCUUUCUGAGUUUCCACGGCCGAGACGUCCGUAUAAAAUUUCUCAGUCACUUGCAAAAUCAUUUUGCAAGCAAAGAUGAACUGGUCGAAAUCUUCAAAUGCAAAGAAGAUCAAGACCAGGUUGUCAUGACAGUUUUCUACGGCGUAAAUCCUUCCGAUGUACGGAAACAGAUAGGAGAUUUCGGACUCUCUUUCAAAAAAACAUGUGAAAAGAAAACAGAGGAAGUGAAGCUGAGAUGGAGCCAAGCUUUGACUGAUGUUGCAAACAUUGAAGGAGAACAUUCCCUCAAUUGGGCUAACGAAGCAGAUAUGAUCCAAAAGAUUGCUACAGAUGUUUCAAAGAAACUGAAUGUUACACUGUCAAGGGAUUUUGACGACAUGGUGGGACUGCAAGUUCACUUGAGAAAAGUGAACUCUUUGUUAUGCCUAGACUGCGAUGAUGUGAAGAUGAUUGGGAUUUGGGGUCCUGCGGGAAUCGGUAAGACUACCAUUGCUAGAGCUUUAUUCAACCAACUUGAUAGCGAGUUUGGACUUAAAUGUUUCAUGGGGAACCUUAGAGGAGGGAGUUGUAGGAGCAAUAUGGGUGUUGAUGACUAUGAUUCCAAGUUGUGUUUGCAAAACCAACUUCUGUCUAAGAUUUUGAACCAAAAGGAUAUGAGGAUACAUAAUUUAGGCGCCAUAAAAGAGUGGCUACAGAAUCAAAGAGUGCUUAUCAUUCUUGAUGAUGUAGAUGAUGUAGAGCAAUUAGAAACUUUGGCUAAAGAACCUUCUUGGUUUGGUCCUGGAAGUAGAAUUAUCAUAACCACAAAAGAUCAAAAGGUUUUAAAGGCACAUAGGAUUACCCAUAUCUACCAUGUGGAUUUUCCAUCUGGAAAAGAAGCUCUUGAGAUGUUAUGUUUAUCUGCAUUCAAACAAAGUUCUGUGCCAUAUGGUUUUGAAGAGCUUGCAAAUAAAGUGGCAAAGCUUUGCGGUUAUCUUCCAUUAGGCCUUUCUGUUGUGGGUAAAUCUCUGCGUGAGGAUAGCAAGCACGAGUGGGAACUUCAGUUAUCAAGGCUCGUAUCUAGUCUUGAUAGAAAAAUCGAGGACGUGUUGAGAGUGGGGUAUGACAGAUUGUCGAGAAAAGAUCAAGCUGUGUUUCUCCACAUUGCGUGUAUAUUCAACAACAAGAAUGUUGAUGAUGUGACAAGCAUGCUCGCUCACAGUAACUUGGAUGUCGAAAACGGGCUGAAGAACCUAGCUGUCAAAUCUCUCGUGCAAAUCGAAAACUGGGGGAUGCAUAAUGGAACAAUUGUUGUCCCUUUUCAAAAGAUAGUGAUGCACUCUUUACUAGAACAAAUGGGGAGACAAAUAGUGCAUGAACAGAAAGAUGAGCCUGGGAAACGUCAGUUUUUAGUAGAGGCUGGAGAGGUCUGUGAUGUCCUAGCAAAGGAAACAGGCACAGGAUCGAUCAUAGGUAUAUCAUUUGAUACGUCCAAUAUGAGCGACUUUUUUAUAAGUGGGAGAGCCUUUGAAGGAAUCCGUAAUCUCCAGUUCUUAAGAUUCUCUGUCCAUAAUUGGAAUUUUUUUAGAAAGGAUGUUCCAUUGAGAAUAUCAGGGGACAUGGAAUAUCUACCUCCUCCCAAGUUACUGCAUUGGGAUCUAUAUCCGAGAACACGUCUUUCUCCAACAUUUCAACCGGAAUGUCUCAUCGAGCUUUCUAUGCGACACAGCAAUCUCCAAAAGCUCUGGGGAGGAAUCAAGCCCCUUCCAAAUCUCAAGACGAUAAAUCUAGGGUUUUGUAAAAAGUUGAAAGAAAUCCCAAAUCUUUCGGAGGCUAUUAAUCUCGAGACAUUGAGUCUGGAGGGAUGCAUAAGUUUGGUUGAGCUUCCCUCUUCUAUAAGAAAUCUACACAAACUGGAAAAGUUGUCCAUGUGGGGCUGCGAAUAUCUACGAGUUAUCCCCACAAGCAUCAAUUUAGCAUCUCUUAAGAGAGUCGACAUGAGAAGUUGCUCACGAUUGAGAACUCUCCCAUAUAUUUCUAGUAACAUCAAUCAUCUUGAUGUAAGAGACACAAAGAUAAAAGAUGUUCCUGCAUCCGUUGCUGGACGUUGGUCGUUGUACGUGGCUUGA